Messenger RNA from Paramecium tetraurelia, 546 nucleotides. RefSeq lists its product as uncharacterized. The transcript is spliced from 2 exons. NCBI's taxonomy places the organism in Eukaryota, Ciliophora, Oligohymenophorea, Peniculida, Parameciidae. The record is from RefSeq and is a predicted model, not a curated record.
AUGAGAAAAAAAUAAACACGCCCGUUAUUUGUACCAAAACCAGAAAAUGGGGAUUUUCCUUUUGAUAUCAAAAACGCAAACACACAAGAAAUAAAAGCCAUAGACUUCAAAAGAAUGUACAAAACUAUGCAAAUGUUUUUAGAAAAAUUAAUACCAGAUCAGUCUCUCAAUUAAAGAGUACAAACAAACAUUGAUGCCAUUUUCAGAGUGUUCAUUGAAAAAGACCUAAAUCCUCCUCCUCCUCAAAAACUUGUUGGAAGAAGAAGUUCUCCUUAUACAUACUAGAAGCAAGAGUUUUGGGAAUUGGUAGAACACCUAAAUUCUAUGGGGUUUUCUUACCGCCAAUUAUCAUAGAGAUUAUAAGUGCAUUAUGUUUAAAUUUCAACUCAUCAUCGAGGCACUGUUGAUUACGAUGACGAAGAUUCUGAAUAUGAGUCGGAAUCGGUAAAGAAGGUAAGCAAAGAAGAGGAUCAUUCAUAAUAAGUUAUACAAAAAUAAUAACAACAUGAUGUUUUUUAUUCUGAUGAUGAAAAAGGACAGAAAUGA